AUGGCUGAUGACGAGCUCCCUCCCAUCACUGACACCCCUGCCCACGACGAGGUCGCUGCUCCCCAGAAGCUGGGCUUGUGGGAGGACAUUGUGGAGAAGAACAAGUACUUCCCGUGGCUGGGCGUGGAGAAGGUUGAGACGAAGCAAGGAAGUGUGCUGCCUGACGAGUACUUCAACAACCAGAAGGCCGUGGACUUGAGGAAGCAUAAGAAGAAGUACCGCUACCCUGUGGGCAAGGAGAACUACUUUAAGCUGCCGAGGGUGGCGAGGGAUGCGUCCUAUCCCAGCAUUCAGGCCACAGAGUUCUCCGAUGGCGGUGCUGCCAUGCCCUCUAGGCUUGCUCGUGUUAAGGAGGCAUUCAUGAAGUCAUGGAAGAUAUAUAAGGACUAUGGCUAUGGCCAUGAUGAAGUCAGACCCAUCUCGCACGAGGUGCUUGACCCAUUCAACGGGUGGAGUGCGACGUUGAUCGAUUCCAUCGAUACGUUGCACCUGAUGGGCGAGGAUGAAGAGGUUAAAGAGGCCAUCAAGUUCUUACAGAGGGUGAACUUCAAGCAAUCGUACAGAAAUGCCAUUCCAAUCUUCGAGAACGUUAUACGAGUCCUUGGUGGCAUGCUCACGGCCUACGACAUCACCGAGGAUAAGUCGGUUUUACAGAACUGUGAAGAUUUGGCUCAUUUACUCAUGGAGGCAUUUGACACCCCAAACAGAAUGCCAUUACUCCACUAUGAAUGGCAAUCUGAACUUGCCAAUAGACUGGCAUCUACUUCAUCUUCGAUUGCGGAGCUGGGCUCUCUAUCAUUGGAAUUCUCUAAACUGUCCCAAUUGACUGGCGACAACGAGUAUUAUGACGCUAUAACGAGAAUCACGAACGCAUUGGAGAAGUCAAAGGACAACUUCUUACUUCCUGGCCUAUAUUCAAACCACGAUUCAAUCAGAUCUGCUGAAGGCCUCUCACAGAAAUACUCACUUGGUGGGCUAGGCGACUCUUUCUACGAGUACUUGCCAAAGAUGUUCCAUCUCUUGGGUGGUGAUGCAAAGUAUUCGCAAACAUACAAGGAGAUGUACUUGAGAGCAGCAGAACACAUCAGAAAGUAUAUGUUGUACCGUCCAAAGAUGGUGAACAACCCUGAUGUUCUCUUUGUAUCCUCUAUUUCCGUCUUCCAACGCAGUAUAGAUACGAUUAUUGUAUCUCCUGACGAGGACAUGCAACAUUUGACAUGCUUUACAGGUGGAAUGCUUGCGCUUGGAUCACGUCUCUUCAACAUCUCAGAGGACAUGGGGCUUGCUGAGAAGGUCACACUUGGCUGUGUCAAACUGUAUGAGGAGCUAGGAAUCAUGCCAGAGGUGGAUGUUUUCCCAAUUAAACAAAUGGAAGAUGGCUCAUAUAGAUGGACAGGGGCAAGGGAGAACCAGCCUCUUUGGCUGAACGACGCAAGACCAUUUUACAACAUGAGACCAGAGGCAAUUGAGUCUGUAUGGUAUAUGUAUAGAACCACUGGUGACUCCAGAUGGAGAGAUUAUGGGUGGAUGAUGUGGCAAAACAUCGAAAGACUUUGUCAAAGGGAUGGUGUUUUCACAGAGGUUGACGAUCUGUUCUCCGAUGUCUCGAAUACUCACAGGUUUAAAGAUGCUGUCGAGUCGUUUUGGUUCAGUGAAACGUUGAAAUACUUCUACUUAUUGUUUGAAGAGUCAUCAGUAUGGAGUUUGGAUGAUUAUGUGUUCAACACGGAGGCACAUCCAUUCAAACUACAAAAAUGA
Molecule: messenger RNA, 1758 nt
Organism: Williopsis jadinii
Lineage: Eukaryota; Fungi; Ascomycota; Saccharomycetes; Phaffomycetales; Wickerhamomycetaceae
Product: glycoside hydrolase family 47 protein
Exons: 3
Coding region: 1-1758 (585 amino acids)
Biological process (GO): carbohydrate metabolic process; N-glycan processing
Cellular component (GO): endoplasmic reticulum; Golgi membrane
Molecular function (GO): mannosyl-oligosaccharide 1,2-alpha-mannosidase activity; calcium ion binding
Source: RefSeq, a predicted model, not a curated record